AUGUCGUCCAACAACACCUCGACCAGUGUCUCCAUCGAUAAGUUCGAUGGGGACAACUACUCAACCUGGUGUCGCUACAUGCGCGGCGUGUUUCUGACGAAGUCAGUCUGGUACGUCGUGAACCGCGAAACGUCUCCAACCUUCACCGACACGCGAGCUUCCGACGAGUACGUCAAGGCGAGCAACAUCGCGUUCGGGUUGAUGUUGCUCCACAUGGACGCCGAAUACCACCAUGUGGUCGACAACUGUGAAGAAGCAUGGACAGCGUGGUCGCGGUUGAAGAUGCUCUAUGGUGGGUCGCAGAAGGCGGAACGCAUCUACCUCAAGCGCCAGCUGUUCAGCAUCAAGAUGGCGGAAGGUGCCAACGUCUUGCACCAUUGCAACGAAGUCUUGAACAUCGGCGCCAAGCUCAGCAGCAUCGGUGCCAAGAUGGAAGACGAAGACAUUGCGAUCUGCUUGCUGCUCAGUCUCCCGAAGAGUUUCGAGAACGUGGUUCUGAACUUGGAGAUGAGCAAUGCAGAGCUGCGCACGCAAGAUGUGGUCAAGGUGCUGACUAACGAGCACAUCAAGCGACAAGGCGAGAAGAUGACAACGGCAACGACAACGGUGAAGACUGAAGAUGCGACAAAGGCAUUCAGUACCGAGCGCAAGCCCUACCAAUGCACAUACUGCGGCAAGGUGGGGCACACGGCAGAGCGUUGCUGGACGAAGCAAAAGGAUGAAAGUCGAGGAGCCCAACGCGGCGGCAAUGGUCGUGGACGCGGGGCAAACAAUGUCCAGUGGCGACAUUAUGAUGAAGGCAACAGCUACGAUCGAGUGGCGUUUGCAGUUUCGUUCGAAUGCGGAGUUUCGACGAACAAGAAUGGACCAGGAAUGUGGGCCAUUGACAGCGGGGCAACACAUCACAUCUGCCACGACAAGUUCAAGUUUGCAAGCUUGGUCGAAGGCAAUGAUGGCGAGAUCCUGGUGGCUGAUGGCAACAAGGCGGCCAUCAAAGGUGUGGGGACCAUCGUGGAAAAGGUGAUUCUGCCAAACGGGGAAGAGCGCGAGAUCGAGAUCAAGAACGCGCUCUAUGUGCCCAGCAUGAGCAAAAAUCUGCUCUCUGGUGCCGCAGAUUAA
Messenger RNA from Peronospora matthiolae, 1119 nucleotides. The record is from the annotation of a GenBank genome assembly. Lineage: Eukaryota; Oomycota; Peronosporomycetes; Peronosporales; Peronosporaceae.